UUCUUUGGACAAGGAUGUACACAAAAGGCUUCAAGCUUCUGGCUCUGAAGCUGCGUCGUAAAAUUGACGUACUCUGUAGGUAUAGAGCAAGAAAGUUUUCUACUUUGAUGCUGCUCCAACGUUCAAUUUCCGGCCAUCGAUUGCAUGAUAAGUUAUGUCUCUAUUUGUUUGGUGUUUGUUUCUUGGGCAUGCCACCAGCGAGUCUGCUUGAAGCCAUCUUACCUACCUGACCCAAGGCCCCUUAUGCGUUGAUACAGGCCACGCCCGUCUACAAAGUCGAACCGAUCCGGCGAGUCGCUACGAUUCCCCGCCAUGCGAAACAUUAAAACAUGAGUUCUGCGCUGUUCAAUCAACAACCUUACCUAGGUACCAACCUAUCUACCAGCCUAUUCCAAUAACCGGGUUGCCUUACUUGGGGUCUCCGCCCUUGAAUCGGACACUCGCAGCAUUGUGCAGCAGAUGUGCCUUGCGAGAUUGAACGCAAAAAAAAAAAAAAAAAAAAAAAAAAAAAAAAAAAAAAAAACUUAUUGGUACAGUACACCGCCUCGCCAAACACGGCAUUUCCCUUGGUAGUCAUUUCACGAAUACCUUGCCAAGCUUGCUUCCCUACUUUGCCCACUCCCCUUACAUCCGGGACUGAGUGCCGCCGAUCGACAAGCGAUUUGACUCAGCCGCACACUCCCUGCUGAUGGCAGAAAAGCAAUAACACUUCGGAGAGCACUUUGCAUGGUGUCUUUGCAAUUUCCACAGGAAUCUGGCCAAAGAUCCUACAUACACCGCAAGUGAACAGAGACAUCAACCGGAGUAUUCACGGCGACUCGGGCUACCUUGUUGCGAUGUUGGCAUCAUGACAUCGGGUGUUGGCACCGUGAAGACGGACGACAUGAAGGCAAAUUCUCCGUACAGUACCUUUCAUGGCCCGUUUGCCCGUAUUCCUUCGUACCUCGUACCUGAAGCGGUCGGUACCGUGGCAAGCUUGGACAAUUCCUUCUAGCCAAAAGCAAUAAUUCCCUGCAUAUACAAGCUCGAGCAGCUCGAACUGUGGGUUGUCUCAAGCUGCACGGUUUCUGACCAGGCAAACAAGUAUCGGUUUUGUUUGUUUCUAAUCCAUACCUCCUCAUGUCGUCAUCGAAAAACACAUCCGUGGAGAAAAGGAGAAAUUAAUUUGGUAACCUCUGCGUCUAUGCAGAACUAGUAGGACCAGCAAAACCUACACAUGCCGUUGCCCACCUAUCGGCGUUUCUAAGUGCGAUCUCUCCGAUGCUUGCUCCGGACGUCCGGUUAUCAGACGCUAGCGCACACACAUGUAUGUCCAUACAGAUAUGGGUACGCGAAGUCUCUGUCCGUGCGUAACGCAACCCAGUUAUACGGAUAAGCCCAACAUCGGGACGGGCGACGGGUACUCAGUGCCUUGCAUGUCAUGUCGGACCAAAGUUUGUGUGGCGCAUUCGUCAAAAGCCUGCGCUGUUCACCGUGUCCAGGCCAUCAGGCGCAGAAAGCAGCCACACAGACAUGUUGUGGUCAAAGAAGAAAGAAGAACGUGAGAAAAAAUAGAAUCCAGCCUGGCAUCAAACUUCAGCUGGCAACGUCCGAAUGCGUUCGAGACCAUCAACAAGUGAAAUGACGGCAAUUCACUGGAACGGCUCAACAUGUUGACGAGCCGCGGGGAGCGCAUUUGAUAUUACCAAAAAAAACCGUCCUCAACGGCAGGUGAGAUCUCGGCCCUCUUUAACUCGCCGCUAUUGUGUACAUACCUUUGCUUCUCUGCCGUCCCUGGUAGCAAAAGCGCUUAGAGUAUGGGGUUCCGACGAUCGUUCUCGAAUCUUAUGUCUCAUCCGACUGAUUAUGUCCACCAUCUGUGCUCGACUGUCGUCCUUUAUUUUACGUCCUUCCCUGCGCUCCUUGACUUUGCAGUUUAAUACCUCGGACCGCCGCUGUCUUAUGCUGUCAGAUUCCCUCGGGCUCGUUCGCUAAAGUCACGGCUACUUUCGUGGCCAGCCUCUCUUUAUUUUCGGUUGUGCUGUGCCCUCGUACCAGAAUACGGCAACGGCUAAGAGGGUGGACGCGAGUGCGUUUUCUGCUAUUAGGGUUUCAUUUUCCUUCCCUCCCACUUUCACUCUUUUCUUUGUUUCAUUAAUCGCCUCUACCACUGCGAUAUCAGUGAGGUCUACGUCGCGAAAGAUAUCGACAAAAUGUCAGACUCACCACCGUCAGGAGGCCCUGGUGGCCCAGGAGGCCCUGGACCCGGCGGUCCACAGCAACCUUCAUCACCGCCGUACCUGCCAUCAUACGCUAUCCUGGGCGGUAACCCUACAGUUCCUCUGGAUGUGCCUAUCUCAACAGUCUUCAUGGCAAUAUUCAUUGCCGCAGGAGCUGUUCAUAUGGGUGUUUUCCGCGCAAAUAUCAAACGCGACCACAAAUUCGUCUUUUCAGCCCUUCUCUUCGUAUUCUGUCUCGCCAGGGUUUUCGCCCUCAUCACUCGCAUUGUUUGGGCCGCACAUCCCGACAACUUGAGCGUUGCCGUGGCAUCCAACGUACUUGUGGCAGCCGGCGUCGUCCUCUUGUUCUUGGUGAACCUCAUCUUCACCCAGCGAAUCGUCCGAUCGUAUCAUCCGCAGUUCGGCUGGCAUAAGAUUACUAACGGAGCCUUCAUCGCCACUUUUGCUCUGGUAAUUGCGCUGCUUAUAAUGCUCAUCACGGCGACAGUUCAUUCAUUCUUCACCCUCGAUCCCGAAGUUCGAGCCAAAGACCGCGACGUGCAACUGGUAGGCGCGACACUGCUGGCCCUCCUGGCAUUCUUGCCUUUCCCCAUCGUGGUCCUGGCCAUCAUGUGGCCGUACCGGCAGUCGGGUCCUGAGAAAUUCGGCUACGGCAGCCUUCGAGCACAGGUCUUCCUCGUGAUGACCACCUCGUUGUUGUUGACGGUCGGCGCUGGCUUCCGCACGGGCGUAGCCUACGACCCACGCCCAUUAAGGGAGUCGGCAUGGUUUCUCACCAAACCGUGCUUCUAUAUAUUCAACUUUGGCAUCGAAGUUAUCGUCGUCAUCAUCUAUGCCGCGGCCCGUGUUGAUCGCCGCUUCUGGGUAGGAGACGGCAGCAAGGCGCCAGGUGACUACAUCGCCUCGCGUCGCGCCAGUAUGCUUCCGGUCUACAGGGAGCAGAACCGUCGCGAAAGCAUGCUUCCUGGGAUGUUACAGCCGCCACCGGGCAUUUCAUCGGGACGGGCCUCUCGUGCACGGUCUACAUUCGCCGACAACAUCCAGGAGCUCGAGGGAGUGGCAUCUGGGUCGGAUGCACCAUUUACCUCAGCUUCGGACGGGCCGUCUGUCCGCUCGCGUGAGAUUGAGUGGGAGAAACGUGCUCAGCAUGAGCUGGAGAAGCGCAUCAGUGAUGGAGACGUCCAAGUCCCCAGCGCACUCAACACAGGCGACACUGAUGGCGCCGUUCCGGAGCACUUGCUGUCGAAGGUACCACGGGAUGAGUAGAAUGACGCAUCUCAGCACGUCCGGCUAAAGAGCACUAGGAAUCCUUGACGUUCACCUUGCACUUGGCUGAGCUGAGGUAACUCUGCAAGUGGUAAACCUAUUUCUGGGCUUUUUUGUUUUUCCUUUUGUACCUUUUUUCCUUUUUACUUUUUUCCUUUGUUGCAUAAAAAAAGCAUAGCGUUGCUUCACAGGGCGAGCGUCGGGGAAACUCAGGUAGUGGACGCUCGACUUCUCCCUACUACUUUUUUUGUAAUAGAAGUCCAGACGCCUGGCUGAAACAGGGAAGGAACAGAUGUGUCUUGUUGUAUCCCUCUCAGCUCUGGCCUGCUUCGUUUCCGCUGUGUCGUGGACUCAGAAAUAGCUCAUAACUAGCCACCAGUCUCUUGUUAAUUCUUUUGUGAUCUACUUGUUGUCAUUGCACUAUCCAAAAUCAUCACUUGAGCCAUGAUACCGGAAGCCGUUAGUAAUUCCUACCAGCGGAAGCUUGUA
Messenger RNA from Pyricularia oryzae 70-15, 3974 nucleotides. RefSeq lists its product as uncharacterized. Lineage: Eukaryota; Fungi; Ascomycota; Sordariomycetes; Magnaporthales; Pyriculariaceae. The record is from RefSeq and is a predicted model, not a curated record. The transcript is spliced from 6 exons. The coding region runs from base 2193 to 3485 and encodes 430 amino acids.